Saccostrea cuccullata (small rock oyster) is the source of this 4422-nucleotide messenger RNA. RefSeq lists its product as uncharacterized. NCBI's taxonomy places the organism in Eukaryota, Metazoa, Mollusca, Bivalvia, Ostreida, Ostreidae. Gene Ontology annotation, molecular function: zinc ion binding; nucleic acid binding. Gene Ontology annotation, biological process: DNA integration. Bases 1 to 4422 code for a protein of 1473 amino acids. The transcript has a single exon. The record is from RefSeq and is a predicted model, not a curated record.
AUGGAAAACCUAGCCGGUCAUGAAGAACAACCUGCUAGAAAACCCCCAUCACCUGGAAUGCUAUAUGAACAUGAAAGAAAACAUACAUCUGCAGAAGCCUUAACAACAUCAUUUAAAGAAUCUCCAAGAAGAAACAAAAUUCAAAGAAAGUAUCCCAUUUGUAUCUUCUGUGAACAAAAUCACUGGAGUGACGAAUGCCAAGAAUUCAGGACAGUUGAAGACAGAAAACAGAAGAUUAAGGGAAGAUGUUACAUUUGUCUUAGGCCAGGUCAUCUUAGCAAAGACUGCAAAGUCGACAAACCAUGUUUCCAUUGCCAUCAGACAAAGAAACAUCACCGAAGUCUCUGCAACAAGAAAAUGCUGCCUUUGAGAGAAACCUCACACUUUGUUGAAACAUCCGAACUAUGUGACUCAGAAACAGUUAACAAUGUUCGAGAAAACAGCCUACUGUCAUCAGGAAGUAUGGUCCUAAUGCAAACUGCAAAAAUUGAUGCAUCAGAUCUGAUUGGAUCGAGAUUUGAAACAAUCAGAAUUCUCAUGGACUCUGGAUCUCAAAGAACGUAUGUUACCGAGGAAUUAGCUUCAAAAUUGAAUUUGAAAAGAAAAAGAACAGAGGAAAUAUCACUUGUCACCUUUGGAUCCACGAAACCAAAAAUAGUAAAAACUCCAAAUGUAUCUUUAAGAAUUAAACUGAAGGAUGGACACUAUAUAAGAAUUGAAGCAAAUGUUGUGCCUCAAAUAACCGGACCAAUACACAGAAGACCGUUAUCACCUAACAUCAUUGAAAAGGUACAGUGCCAAUGGAAACAUCUACAGUUUGCAGAUACCUUACCAAAAACUACAGAGAAUUCAACCAUAGACAUCCUUAUUGGGAAUGACUAUUAUCUUGAUUUGGUAUCAUCAGAAAAAAUUGAAGUUGACCAUGGACUUUACUUGCUCUCAUCAAAGGUAGGAUGGAUUCUCACUGGAAGAAUGAAUGAUGACAAGGCUUUAAAAAACUUUAACGACACAAUAAAACUAGUCAAUGGUAGAUAUCAAGUCACUUGGCCCUGGAAGGAUGAGCAACCUGAACUCCCAGAGAACAGAGAACUUGCUUUUGGAAGGUUGAAAUCUCUACUUCAAAAAUUAAAAAAGAACCCUGAGCUGCUUCACCAAUAUGAUGGAAUAAUUCAGGACCAGUGCAAGCAAGGCAUAAUUGAAAAGGUGACAAAGAGCAGUGAAGUGAAGAAUAGUAUCAAACACUACAUACCCCAUCAUGCUGUCAUUGAUCCAACAAAGCCUACCACAAAAGUACGGAUCGUCUAUGAUGCAUCGGCAAAGGUCAAACCAGAGUGUAACAGCCUUAACGAGUGUCUUUACAGAGGACCAGUAAUGCUAAAUGAUUUGUGUGGACUGUUGAUGAGAUUUAGAAUGAAAAGGAUUGCAAUUAUUGCUGACAUAGAAAAGGCAUUUCUACAGAUUGAAUUACAAGGAAAGGACAGAGAUGUGACAAGAUUUUUUUGGUUAAAGGAUAUUGAAACUCCAUCCACAGAGAACAAUAUUCAAGUAUAUAGAUUUACGAGAGUUCCAUUUGGAGUUAUAUCAAGCCCUUUUCUAUUAGCUGCAACUUUAGAUUACCAUCUUGGAAACUACAACACUGCAACAGCUGAAAACAUAAGAAGCAAUAUUUACGUGGAUAAUGUUAUCACUGGUGUAGAGUCCGUCUCAGAGGCUAGGAAACUAUAUACAGACGCCAAAGAGAUCUUCAGUACCAUGUCAAUGAAUUUACGAGACUGGGCAUCUAACUCCACAGAAUUUAGCCAGUGUAUUCCUCAAGCUGAUCAAGCAAACAGAGAAACCAUAAAAAUUCUUGGUUUGUCUUGGAAACUUUCUGAGGACUCCCUAUUCAUAAACAGUCCAAAAGAUGAAACUCAUAUUCCACCUAUCACCAAGAGGAAAGUCCUUCAAAGAAUUGCUUCUGUUUUUGAUCCACUUGGAUUCUUCACCCCAGUUACUUUGAGAACAAAGUUGUUUCUACCAACAUUAUGGAACCAAAAGAAAGAGUGGGAUGAAGAACUGACCAAAGAAGACAUUCAGCGCUGGGAAAAUAUAUCCGCAGACCUGGAUGAUAUUCCCAAUUGCCCUAUUCCUCGUUUUAUAGGACUCACUGGUACAGUGACAUACAAAUUAAUGUGCUUUUGUGAUGCAUCAACUAAAGCGUACGCCUGUGCGAUCUAUUUACACCAGAGCAAAAAAGAAAGAAGUACUGUCAACCUGUUGUUUUCAAAAACUCGGUUAGGGCCAUUCAAGAAAAUAACACUGCCUAGAUUGGAACUAUUGGCUGUUGUCAUUGGAGUCCGCUGCAUUAACUUUGUUGAACAACAACUGAAGUUACCUGUCACAGAAAAGAUCCUUUGGACCGAUUCCCAAUGUGUAUUACAUUGGAUAAGAAUGAAGAAACCUCUUAAAACUUUUGUGGAAAACAGAGUAAAAGAAAUCAGAAACAACAAAGAUAUCACUUUUCAAUAUGUGUCUACAAAGGAUAAUCCAGCUGAUAUUGCAAGCAGAGGAACAGCAGUUAAAACUCUUCAAGAAUUUGAACAAUGGUGGAAUGGUCCAGAAUGGUUAAUUAAAAGGAAAGACAAUUGGCCUUCAUGGAACAGUCAACAAACCUGUAAAGAAAUGCAGAGUGUCAUAGAAUCAGAAUGCAAGACUCCAAAGAUAGUUUAUGAAGCAAAACUGGUGGCUGGGGAGAGUCCUAACGGAAGAAAUAACAACUCAGAUUCUGAAUCAACUGGAUAUCCAAACAUCAUUGACUACCAAAAUUUUUCAUCAUUUAUAAACCUUACUCGAGUUUUAGCAUGGACUCUUAGGUUUAUCAAAAGAGUGAAGAAAAUUCCAAUGCCAUGGAACCAUCUAACUUACUCAGAACUACAGAAUGCUAAAAUUCUUAUAAUCAAGAAUAUCCAGACUCAAAACUAUGGUGAUGUCAAAACCUCACUCAAGGAAAAUAAGAGAAAUAAUUUAAUUAGUCAAUUAGGACUUGUAUUGGAUCAGGAAGGGAUUAUCAGAUGCAUUGGAAGACUCAAGCAUGCUCAGCUGACAGAAGGUGCAAGAUCUCCUAUCCUCCUUCCAAGAAAGAACCAUGUGACGGGACUGAUUAUUGAUUACAUCCACAAAAAAUCAUUUCAUGUUGGAGUCUCCCAAACACUGUCACUGGUUCGUCAAGACUACUGGAUUCCGCAGGGAAGAGCAGAAGUAAAAAGAAUACUUCAUAAAUGCACAAUCUGUAAGCGGUUUGAGGGUGGUCCAUACAAGAUGCCACUGAUGCCUCCACUACCAAAGAAACGUGUGAGUGAAUCAGCACCAUUUACGUACACGGGAGUGGAUUACUUUGGACCAAUCUUCAUCAAAACAGAAACUGGCAAUAAAAAGGUAUGGGUCUGUCUAUUUACCUGCUUGGUAGUAAGGGCCAUACAUCUUGAACUCAUGCAGGACAUGUCCACAGAACAGUUUCUCCUAGGACUAAGGAGAUUUAUUGCGCGUUGGGGCAAGCCAAAACAAAUUAUCUCUGAUAAUGGUGCUCAAUUUAAACUUGCAAGCCUGGUUUUGGAUAAAAGUUGGGAAAAGGUUACGUCUGAUAAUGAUGUCCAAAGUUAUAUUGCAAAUGAAGAGAUUCAGUGGCAAUUUAUUGUGGAACUGGCACCAUGGAUGGGAGGAUUUUAUGAACGUCUGGUUGGUGUUGUCAAACGAAGCUUAAGAAAAACUAUAGGAAAACUUUGUUUAACAAAUGAGCAAAUGAGAACGAUGCUUGCAGAAGCUGAAGCAGUCGUGAAUUCGAGACCCUUAGUCUAUAUUGGAGACGAUAUUAAUUCAAACAUCACCCUUACUCCAGCGCAUUUCCUCACUUUGAAUCCAAAAAUAGGACUUCAAGAUAGUGAAAAUUUUGAUCCCAUGGACCCAGAUUAUGUACCUGUUGCAAGCUCUGUAAACACUUUACUGGCAAUUUGGAAAAAAGGUCAACGACUUUUAGAUACAUUCUGGAGGACAUGGAGAGAUGAGUAUCUUUUAAGUCUAAGAGAAAGAACAUCCUAUAAAUUAAAAGGAAAACGGAUUCAAGACAACAGGCCGGUACAAAUUGGUGAUGUUGUCCUCAUCAAAGAAGAUCUCCCUAGAGGAAGCUGGAAGAUUGGAAGAAUUUGCGAUUUGACAAUGAGUAAAGAUGGACAAUACAGGUCCGGAAAGGUAAUGUUACCUAACAAAAGAACAUUAAACCGACCGUUAAAUUUACUUUAUCCCAUAGAAUGCACCGAUAAAUCUGACCUUGGUGAUAGUGAUAUGACGAAGGAAGAGCCAGCAGUCGAUGGUAUUCCUCCAUUACCUAGAGCAAAAAGGCAGGCCGCUGAAAGAGCGACAAAACUGAUAAAGGAACAAUUAAAUUAA